UCGGAGCAUCUUUCCAAUUUUAUCAUAUUUGUUUAUCCAAACUUAUUGAAUCUUUGGAGAAAGAGAACCAUGAUGAGAAGGGAGGGAACAUCAACUUUUCUUGUUUCUGUGUUGAUCUUCCUGUUCAUUGGUGAAAUUCAAGCAACAAAGCUUCAAAAAAAUUGCUUUCCUUCAUGUGGAGACAUCAAUAACAUAAGCUGUCCUUUUCGCCUCAGCGGCGAUCCAGCAAUUUGUGGAGAUCAAAACUUCCAACUUUCAUGCCAAAGCAACAAAACCAUCCUGGAAUCUCCUUCCACUGGAAGGUACUAUGUGAAGGAGAUUUCAUGUAAAGAAAAAAUAAUCAGAGUUGUCGAUGUUAACUUAGGCACUGGAACCUGCCGUCUUCCCAGUGGAUCUCAGUAUUUAGAACAUAUUAUGGGACUAGUACUCGACAGUAACUACAGUUAUGCUACAUUUUCCCGGUGCUCUCAGAGGAUUAAUGACAGGCGCUUUACAGAAAUUCCUUGCUUGAGUGAAAAUCGAUCUUAUUUUUAUGUUACUAUUGGUUAUCCAGACUAUCAGUAUCAGUUUUGCUCGUCAGAAGCAGUUACUCCUAUUUUACGGUGGUCUGAGUAUGAGCUGAUGAGUAAUAAGACGGUUCCAUAUGAAACCAUCAGCAAGAGUCUGCAGUCAGGUUUCAAUCUGACAUGGUACUUUGAUGAUGCUCCCCCCCAACAGUAGCGACAGAAAUAUAUUAUUAUUCUAGCAGAAAAUUAGAUUUUAAAACUCCAUUGUAUCAUUUCAUUCAGCACUUGCGGGAAAUUAUAUAUUAUCUAAUCUAUGAAGGCAUUUUUUGGCCGCGUAUAAUUUCCUAGCCAUAACUCCUUUUCUUAAUUUCCUAGCAUUUUGUGGUCUUUACACCCCAUGGUCAUAAGGCCUAAUUUUUAAUUUCUUUGUUGGUUUAUGCAGGUGACAUUUUCGCGGCAUAUAAGUCAGGUUUCAUGGAUGAUUAUGUGAACAUAGGAUACCUCCCUGUAGCGCUUCUUCACGUGGUGGUUCGAGUUGUUCUUAUUUGCAGAUUUAUUGGUGCUCCAAUAGUAUUAAUCGUGUACCUCAUCUGCAAAUAUAGAAAAACAAGGCAGACAGUUGAUAACGUGGAGAAAUUUCUGCACAAUCAGCAAUCCUGGAUGCCUAAAAGGUAUGCAUAUGCUGAGCUAAUGGCCGUGACAAACAAUUUUAAAGAAAAACUGGGUCAAGGUGGGUUUGGAUCGGUUUACAGAGGACAACUUCAUAAUGGUUCCUUAAUUGCAGUCAAAAUGCUAGAAAAUUCUAAUUUUUGUGCAGAAGAAUUCAUCAAUGAAGUCUCCACAAUUGGUAGAAUUCACCACAUUAAUAUAGUGCAAUUAGUUGGAUUCUGUUCAGAAGAGUCUAAACGUGCCCUUGUGUAUGAGUAUAUGCCGAAUGGAUCUCUCGAUAAGCAUAUAUUUUCCAAGCCCGGCAAAUCUCUAUCAUUUAGUUGGGACAAGCUAUGUGAAAUCGCUCUUGCAAUUGCUCGUGGGAUCGAGUAUCUUCAUAGGGGAUGUGAUAUAUGCAUUCUUCAUUUUGACAUUAAGCCUCACAACAUCUUGCUAGACCAAAAUUUCAUCCCUAAAGUCUCUGAUUUCGGACUUGCAAAAUUUUAUCCAAGGGAAAAUGAUUUUGUGUCUGUUAGUGUCAUGAGAGGAACAAUAGGAUACAUAGCUCCUGAAUUAAUUUCAAGGAAUUUCGGAAAGGUUUCUAGCAAGUCAGAUGUCUAUAGCUUUGGAAUGCUACUGUUGCAAAUGGUUGGAGGCAGAAAAAAUUCUGAUACGAGGGUAGCUAGUCCAACCAAAUCCUACUUCCCCUCCUGGGUAUAUGAUCAAAUCAAUAUCGGUGAAGAUUUGGAGCUUCAACAUGUCACUGGACAUGAAAUGGUGAUUGCCAAAAAACUUUGUCUAAUUGGGUUAUGGUGCAUACAAGUUAAGCCUUCAGAUCGUCCUUCAAUUACAAAAGUAACUGAAAUGUUAGAAGGAAACAUUGAGGAUUUGCAAUUACCUCCCAAACCCUUUUUUUUUUCUUCCUCUCCUGAGAAUGUUUCUAUGAGUGUGAUUCAAUCAGACUAUUCAACCGAUUGGUCAUUAUCUGAAUCAACAGAAGAAUACUCAUGCAAAAUUAAUGUAGCUUAAUUAGUUGAUGCAAUGAUGUGUAGAGGUAAAACAAAACCUAUGUUUGUUUGUAAUAUGAUCAUGUAGGCUUGUACUCUGGUUGUAUGAGUUUCUGAAAUUCAUGAUGUCGUUUGAAUGAUUGUCUUUA
Messenger RNA from Mangifera indica (mango), 2310 nucleotides. Its product is annotated as rust resistance kinase Lr10-like. Bases 981 to 2183 code for a protein of 400 amino acids. The record is from RefSeq and is a predicted model, not a curated record. Gene Ontology annotation, molecular function: protein kinase activity; ATP binding. The transcript is spliced from 3 exons. Lineage: Eukaryota; Viridiplantae; Streptophyta; Magnoliopsida; Sapindales; Anacardiaceae. Gene Ontology annotation, biological process: protein phosphorylation.